GAAUAAGAGAUAGGGAAAUAUAAAACAGAAAUUAGUGGCUUGCUUAUAGUUUCCAAUCUCCACUCAUCACCACCACCACCACACCACACCACCUCUCUCAAUUCUCCUCUCAGCUCCUCUCUCUAUCUGUUUCAUUUCACUCCGACUCUUUCCUCCGUCGAUCGCUUUCUCAUCCACCCACCCUCUCCUCUCUCUCUCUCUCUCUCUCUCUCUCUCUCUCUCUCUCUCUCUCUCUGGCCACCAUGAGUAAGGGACCGGAUAUCUUCGCCAAUAUCGGAAAGAAGGCCAGAGAUCUGUUGACGGCGGGAUACAGCUCCGAUCAGAAAUUCACCGUCUCCACGUACAGUGGCCCCGUCGGAGUUGCUCUCACUUCAACAGCUUCUAACAAGGGUGGACUCUCCACGGGAGAUAUUGGUGUCGUGCACAAGUACAAGAACCACAUAUUCGAUGUGAAAGUCGAUACGCUAUCUAAUAUUGCAACCACCCUCACAUUCAGUGAUAUCCUUCCAUCAACAAAGGCAGUUGUUUCAUUUAAGUUGCCUGAUUAUAACUCUGGCAAGUUGGAGGUUCUAUAUUCCCAUCACCAUGCAACUUUCACCUCUGCUGUUGCCCUGCACCAACAGUCUCCAGCAGUUGAUGUUUCAGUCACUGUUGGUACCACAGGCAUUGCGUUUGGCGCUGAAGCAGGGUACAAUACUACUUCUGGUAGUUUCACCAAGUACACUGCUGGGAUUAGCAUAACAAAGCCAGAUGCCUAUGCUUCAGUUAUUUUGGGUGACAAGGGUGAUACCAUCACUGCUUCAUACACUCACCAUCUGGACGAGUCGAAGAGAAGCGCAGCUGUGGGUGAGAUCAUGAGAAGGUUUUCGACCAAUGAGAAUACUUUCACUGUUGGUGGCUCACAUGCCAUUGACCAUUUGACACUGAUCAAGGGAAAGCUGAACAACCAUGGGAAACUUGCAGCACUUCUGCAGCAUGAAGUAAUACCGAAGUCACUGAUGACCAUUUCUGGGGAAAUCGACACCAAGGCCUUGGAGAAACAUCCCAAGUUCGGCGUGGCAAUUGCUCUCAGGCCUUGAUCGAUCUCUUCGGGGACGAAAAGUUGUUCCGAAAUCCGAUUCCACAUUGUUUGGAGAACUUUUUUUUUUGUGGGUUAGCAUCUCUUUUCCAGUCCCAUGGACAGGGGGCACUUGAAGGAAGUGUGAAUAAGUAGUUCCACAGGUUUUGCUAGGAUUUGAAGUUGCUGUGGAUGGACACUUUUGAUGCUCCGGGUCUCUUGGACGAUUGAGAUAUUUUUCAAUGUUCCUCAUUCGUAAUGUCUUUUGAAUUAUGAAUUUGAGUACAUCAUCAAGUUAAGUUGGGAGAAUUUAAAUUUCAUGCGUGUAAAAUUUUUUUCCAGGUAAUUUGAAUUAACGGUUUCGAAAUGA
This is a messenger RNA of Linum trigynum, 1427 nucleotides long. The record is from the annotation of a GenBank genome assembly. NCBI's taxonomy places the organism in Eukaryota, Viridiplantae, Streptophyta, Magnoliopsida, Malpighiales, Linaceae.